AUGGGCGGCGAAGACGGCGGCGGUAUGGGCGCUCCUGCUGCGGGCGGCGGCGGCGGCGGCGGUGGUGGUCACAAUGCCGCUUCCGACACCAACCACCAGCGACAAAACUCCGAGUCGAUGAAGAUCAAGCACAUCCCCACCUUCGACGCCGCCGAGAUGCGCGAAGCCAUGUCGCCUACCGGACCCAUGACCCCGAACCCUUUCAGUCGCAAGAACACCAGCAUCGACCUCGACGACUACUUCACCGGUCCUCGCGACAUCCUCAAGCACUCAAAAUGGCCCCUGUUCAUGCAGAUGCACGGCAGCAUUCUGCCCAAGAUGAUCGUCCCCCUACUCUGGAUGUGUCUGUGGUCCGCCUGUAUUACCUGCAUUCACAUGCUCAAGACCACGAUGGCUGUCGACUCCGUCCUGCUGACCGUUCUGGGUUUUGUCGUCGGUAUGGGUCUUUCUUUCCGCAGUUCUACCGCCUACGAACGUUACGCCGAGGGUCGCCGCUACUGGGCGCAACUCAUCCUCGCCUGCCAGAACCUUGGUCGCGUUUUCUGGAUCCACGGUGGCGAUCCUGAGAACAUUGACCGCAGACAGUCCCUGCUCCGCAAGAUUGGCUGCAUGAACCUGCUCCUCGCCUUCUCCGUCGCACUCAAGCACAAGCUGCGCUUCGAGCCUUACACCGGCUACGAGGAUCUUGAGCACCUCGUUGCGCACCUGUCGACCUUCGCCCAGGAGGCCACCGCCGCUGAGCCCGAAAAGGUCCAGGAGAGAAAGAAGAACUUCUUCAAGGAGACGGGCGAGUACCUCGGCGUUUCUUUCGCCGCCAGCAACCCUCGCAAGACGAUCAAGAAGGCCUCCCGCCCCCUCGGUAACCUUCCUCUCGAGAUUCUCAGCUACAUCUCUUGCCUCGUGGACAAGAUGGUCGAAGACGGUCAGCUUAAGGUGCCGAUGCAGCAGACCAUUGCCUACAACAACAUCUCCCUCCUCAACGACAUCAUGACCGGUACCGAGCGUGUUCUCACCACCCCUCUGCCCAUCGCCUACACCAUCGCCAUCAGCCAGAUUACCUGGGUUUACGUCAUGCUUCUGCCCUUCCAGCUCGUCGGCAAGCUCGAGUGGAUCACGAUCCCCGCUACCGUCGCCGCCGCGUAUAUUAUUCUCGGUAUCCUCUUCAUCGGCCGUGAGAUUGAGAACCCCUUCGGCGAGGACGUCAACGACUUGCCCCUCGAGCUGUACUGCGAACAGGUUGCCUCUGAGCUGGACAUCAUCUCUUCGUUCGAGAAGAGCGACCCGUACGCCUUCAUGGAGUCCGGCCUCAACUUGCCCCUCUUUCCCGCCUCCAUGGCUCCCUACCCCAUCUGGAUGACGCGCUCCGAGAACCGCGUCCACACCGCCAUCGUCAACAAGCACGACACCGUAUUCGAGUUCCGUAAGAGGGUUGUCCUCGAAAAGGUCGCGAGCAACGCCGCCGGUGGCAAGUCGGAAAAGAAGACAAGUAGCGAAGCUACUGUCACCUCCAAUGGAGAUCACAACGUAUAG
This is a messenger RNA of Colletotrichum chrysophilum, 1530 nucleotides long. RefSeq lists its product as uncharacterized. Gene Ontology annotation, molecular function: chloride channel activity. The coding region runs from base 1 to 1530 and encodes 509 amino acids. NCBI's taxonomy places the organism in Eukaryota, Fungi, Ascomycota, Sordariomycetes, Glomerellales, Glomerellaceae. The record is from RefSeq and is a predicted model, not a curated record. The transcript has a single exon.